Molecule: messenger RNA, 2257 nt
Organism: Lynx canadensis (Canada lynx)
Lineage: Eukaryota; Metazoa; Chordata; Mammalia; Carnivora; Felidae
Gene: DHRS11
Product: dehydrogenase/reductase 11
Molecular function (GO): oxidoreductase activity
Source: RefSeq, a predicted model, not a curated record
CUUUGGUACACAGUGAUAUAUUUUUUCACUGGGAGUGGGAGGGUCUAGGACAGUUGGAGACAGUAGGCCAGUAGGGAUACAAUCCCCUAACACACGUGUACUGGAGGGUGUUUCCAUUUUUAACCUUGAGUUGUCAUUCUAGUAAAGCCAAGGGAUCAGGUAGGGUUGAGAGGGUAACUCAGGGAUGACAGCUGAGGCACUCAGCCUUUUCUAGGCUGAAUCCUUCGCAUCAGCCAGAGGGCGGGCGUUGGAGUCACCUUAAGAGCCCGUAAUUUCUCCUUCUUGCCAUAGGGGUCAGGAACUGGGAGGGGAGACUGAACAAGGGGGCAAGAAUACGAACGGCCUCGGGCCUGGAGCAAGCCCCCCCUAAACCUCGGUUUCCCUGCCCCUAAGGGAAGAGCUCACCAAAGCAGGACCACAGGCCACCCGGGAACCCUCUGCACCCGCCGGCACAGAGGAAAGCACAGUUUCCCACCUCCCGUCAGGCAUGGGGCGGGGCCGGAAGAGGCGGGAAGGCCGCGACUGAUCCCCGCUAGAUGUGGUCGGUCGCGGAGAAGCGGUGGGUGGAGCCCCAGCCCGGGCCGGGCAGAAUGGAGGCAGGUUCAGGCGCGGCUCCGAGGGGGGGGCAGAUCGGCAACGGCGGCCGCGGUGGUGACCAAAAUGCGUCCGAGCCCUUGCGACCCGGGGAGGAGCUCCGCGAUCCAAAUGUCCGUAUCGCGGAGCGAGGUGGGCGGGCGGCUGGGGACCAUGGCCAGGACCGGCAUGGAGCAGUGGCGUGACCGGCUGGCACUGGUGACAGGAGUCGGGGGCAUCGGCGCGGCUGUGGCCCGGGCCCUCGUCCAGCAGGGACUGAAGGUAGUGAGUUGGGCCCGCCCCGUGAGCAACAUCGAGGAGCUGGCUGCCAAAUGUAAGAGUAUAGGCUACCCCAGGACUUUGAUCCCCCACAGAUGUGAUCUGUCCAGUGAGGAGGACAUCCUCUCCACGUUCUUGGCUGUCUGCUCUCAGCACAGUGGUGUGGACAUCUGCAUCAACAAUGCUGGCUUGGCCUGGCCUGACACUCUGCUCUCAGGCAACACCAGCAGCUGGAAGGACAUGUUCAAUGUGAACAUGCUGGCCCUCAGCAUCUGCACACGGGAAGCCUACCAGUCCAUGAAGGAAUGGAAGGUGGAUGACGGGCACAUCAUUAAUAUCAACAGCAUGUCUGGUCACCAAGUGUCACCCCACUCCGUGAUCCAUUUCUAUAGUGCUACCAAGUAUGCCAUCACCACACUGACAGAGGGACUGAGGCAAGAGCUUCAGGAGGCCCAGACCCACAUUUGAGCCACAUGCAUCUCUCCAGAAGUGGCAGAGACACAAUUCUCCUUCAAACUCCACAACAAGGACCCUGAGAAGGCAGCUGCCAUCUAUGAAUGCAUAAAGUGUCUCAAACCUGAAGAUGUGGCUGAGGCUGUCAUCUAUGUCCUCAAGCACCCUUCCACGUGUCCAGGUGAGUCUGGCCUUGACUGUCCAUCCCCUGGAAGAGCCCAGCCAUCCCAGAGGAGGACAGCAGGGAGGCCUAGCGGGUGGGGAGAGCAUCCUGUCUGCCUCAAGCCUUGUGCCUUCCAGCAGAUUGGAGACAUCCAGAUGAGGCCCACGGAGUAGGUGAUCUAGUUUCCUAUGGGGAGUUCUGUCUUCCAUCCCCACGCCUCACGGCUUAGCUCCUGCCUCUGGAUUUUAGGUGUUGAUUUCCAGACUCCUGGAUUCUGCUUCCUCUCUCCAACCCACCAGGGGCUACAAAUUUUUGGAAGUUUUUAUGUCUUAUCAAAUUACGUCCACCACAAAUAUGAACAGUGGGCUGGGGAGAGGUUAGGUGUCCCUGAUUGUUUUACCUGUUAACUCAUUAUUGGUCUGCUUCUUAGUCUCCUUGGCCUUUGUGUGCUCUCUUUGGUCUCUUCCUUUUGACCUAGGGAAGGAACUGUGGCCAAAAGGGGGGCUUCCCCCUAUCUUCUUGUACCCCAACCCCUGUCCCUCAAGGAGGAGGUGGCAGAGAGAAGCCCUGACCUCCUAUCUGAAUAGCUUUCCAAGGCCCUAGGCUUCCUCCUCUCCCUGCCCUACUGCCCCCAUUGCCUCUUCUCUUCACCCACCCCUGUUCUCCAGCCCAGGCUUGGCUUCUCUGCUCCCAGUGGGGUCAUCACUCCACACUGACUAUGGCAGCUGAAUAUCAGGCCCUGCCUCCCAACUGGGUUUCACUGUGAUAAUUAAAAAAGAAAAAUUGCAA